Messenger RNA from Momordica charantia (bitter melon), 3245 nucleotides. RefSeq names its product auxin response factor 1 (gene ARF1). Gene Ontology annotation, biological process: response to hormone; regulation of DNA-templated transcription. Gene Ontology annotation, molecular function: DNA binding. NCBI's taxonomy places the organism in Eukaryota, Viridiplantae, Streptophyta, Magnoliopsida, Cucurbitales, Cucurbitaceae. The record is from RefSeq and is a predicted model, not a curated record. Gene Ontology annotation, cellular component: nucleus.
AGGGAGACUGCGGAUUGGAUGUAGCCCUUUCGGGGCGCCCCCUUCUCCCCUGUUCCAAUUUCCCUUAAUCCCCCUUUUUAAUAUUCAUUCAUUCAUCUAAUCAUCCAUACAAAUUUCUUUUUUUUUUCUUUAGUCAAAACCAAGUUGUAUAAUCCAUACUCUCGCUAUGUUCCUCCGUUUCCGUUUCCAAUACCAAUUCCAAUUCUCUCUCUCUCUCUCUCAACUCAGUCUAUACCUGUUUGACACGGGCACACACAGACAACCCCAUUACUCUGUCUCUAUUAAAAUGAAAUUUUUAUAAAUUCAACAAUACCCUCUUUCUCUGUCUCUCUCCUCUUACACAGCAACAAAGAAAUUUCCUUGUCGGCUUGGACCAAACACCAUCUUAUCGUUUCUUCUUCUUCCUCCUUCCCUAUCCCUCUUUCAUCUUCUUCCUCAAACCCUACUUUCUCAUUCGUCUCUUUGCUGCUCUUCAAUUCACCAACUCACCUGCCUGCUUCUUGCUCCUCAGGUUGGCGAUUGGGGUUGAUUAAUUGCAUAUUGUAUAUAUCUCCCUGGUUUUACCAUGUCCUUUUCAGCAGCUUCAAAUCUUCCCUCAGGUGGACCAAAUUCAGGGUCCUCUUCCGAUGCUUUGUAUAGGGAAUUAUGGCAUGCCUGUGCAGGACCACUUGUUACCCUUCCUCGCCAAGAUGAGCGAGUAUACUACUUUCCACAGGGUCACAUGGAACAGCUGGAAGCAUCAAUGCAUCAAGGAUCAGAGCAACAGAUGCCUUCGUUCAACCUACCACCAAAAAUACUAUGCAAAGUUGUCAAUGUUGUUCUUCGGGCGGAACCCGACACAGAUGAAGUUUAUGCUCAGAUAACUCUAUUACCCGAAAGCAAUCAAAGUGAAGUAACAAGCCCAGAUCCUGUCCUUCCUGAGCCUACAAGAUGUAAUGUCCACUCAUUUUGCAAGACGCUCACUGCUUCUGACACUAGCACUCAUGGUGGCUUCUCUGUUCUUCGGAGGCAUGCAGAUGACUGCCUGCCACCUCUGGAUAUGUCUCAGCAGCCACCAUGGCAAGAAUUGGUUGCAACUGAUUUGCAUAGGAAUCAGUGGCAUUUUAGGCACAUUUUCCGAGGGCAACCAAGGCGUCAUUUGCUAACAACUGGCUGGAGCGUCUUUGUUAGUUCGAAAAAGCUAGUAGCUGGAGAUGCUUUUAUCUUUUUAAGAGGUGAAAAUGGAGAGCUUCGUGUUGGGGUGAGAAGGCUCAUGAGGCAGCUAAACAAUAUGCCAUCUUCUGUUAUAUCAAGUCACAGCAUGCAUCUCGGGGUUCUAGCUACUGCUUCUCAUGCUAUUUCAACUGGAACACUCUUUUCUGUUUUUUACAAGCCAAGAACAAGCAGGUCUACCUUUCUUGUAAGUCUAAACAAGUACCUUGAAGCUCAAAGCCAUAAACUCUCGGUUGGGAUGAGGUUCAAGAUGAGGUUUGAGGGCGAGGAAGUACCUGAAAGGAGUUUCAGCGGAACAAUUGUUGGUCUUGGAGAUAAUGCAUCACCUGGAUGGACUAAUUCUGAUUGGCGAUCUUUAAAGGUGCAAUGGGACGAGCCUUCAUCGAUAUUGCGUCCGGAUAAGGUAUCUGCAUGGGAAUUGGAGCCACUUGUUGCAUCUAAUUCUCUAAGCUCUCAGCCUACACAGAGGAACAAGCGUCCACGACCAACUGUUUUGCCUUCACCUUCGCCGGAUGCUGCUGUACUUGGUGGGUGGAAACCUACAGUCGAAUCUUCUGCUUUUUCAUAUACUGAGCCACAUCGGGGAAGGGACCUAUAUUCAUCACCGAAAUUCAGUAGUGCUGCUGCUUCAAAUUCACUUGGUUUUAAUGGGAAUGGUUCUCUUGGUGCUGUGUCCAGCAACUGUACCUACUGGUCCAAUACCAAUAGGGUGGAAAAUGUUAUGGACACCUCGGCAAAAAGGGAACCCAUCGAAAAGAAACAGAACAGUAGGAAUGGAUGCAGGCUCUUUGGGAUCCAGCUUCUAGGAAAUUCCAAUUUAGAGGAAGCUUCUCCAGUUUCGACACCCAAAAUGGCAGGUGAGGAUAGGCCGGUUCCACCUGUAGACGCUGAAUUUGACCAGCAUUCUGAACCAUCGAACAUUCAUCGAUCAGAUAUUCCUUCAGUAAGCUGUGAUGCUGAUAAAUCAUGUCUGGUUUCCCCUCUAGAGUCUCAAAACAGACAAAUUCGCAGCUGCACAAAGGUUCACAUGCAAGGAAUUGCUGUCGGGAGGGCUGUAGAUUUAACACGCUUCAAUCAAUAUGAUGAUCUACUUACGAAACUGGAGGAGAUGUUUGACAUAGAGGGUGAGCUUUGUGGCUCUGUAAAGAAAUGGCAAGUUGUUUACACCGAUGAUGAGGACGAUAUGAUGAUGGUUGGAGAUGAUCCUUGGAACGAGUUCUGCAGUAUGGUAAGGAAGAUAUUCAUCUACACAACAGAAGAAGUGAAGAGACUAUCACCCAAGAUAAAACUCCCGCUCGGUGGAGAGACUAAGCUUAACAAGCCAGAUUCCGAUACGGUUGCCAACCACACGGAGGACCAAUCGUCCAUCGUAGGAUCAGAUUGCUGAUCGAGACAUUUCCUAUGUCGUAUAGUCAUUGGUGUAGGAGAAAUAAAAUGUGGAAGGUUUGUGGGGGGAAACGAGAAAUCGGAAGAAAAAUGGUUUAUAUAGCGGUAAGAUUUUGUCGAUAGGUAAUGUUUGCAUGGGUUGGCUGCUUUCUUUUGACAGCCAAUGGAGGGGAAUCUGGAACAGGGUGUUGUUAUAUUUUCAGUUGGAAGUAUUGAAGAUUCCGAUUUACGAGGACGAAAAGCUAGCUGCUGCUGCUGCAUAUAUGGGGGUGGGGGAGGGGUUGGUGAAGGCUUUCUGAGCUCAUCAACGGAGUGAGGAAUGAAUAUGUUAAUUGUGGGUUGUUUGGACUUAGAAAUGAAAUGUGGGUUGGCAGAAAAUACUGUCCUGUGUUUUAAGAUGUUGAAAUGAAUAUUCCUAUGUAAUAAGGUUUGGUUCGAUUAAGUUUGGUUCGGUUAUUUUUCGGGGCUUUUCCCUGUCUCCUGACUAUAAAACCAUGCGAGUCAGCUUGGAUUUUUGUACAUAAGAAAUAUGAUGCUGUCUUUUUUCACCAUCUUGAUUGCAGGCGUCUCUUUUUGUAUGGGGGAGGAGGAACCUCAAAUGUAAAUGUAAUAUUUUAUUAUUAUGUAUUGACUUGAAUUUCCACAAA